Molecule: messenger RNA, 825 nt
Organism: Phyllotreta striolata
Lineage: Eukaryota; Metazoa; Arthropoda; Insecta; Coleoptera; Chrysomelidae
Source: the annotation of a GenBank genome assembly
AAAGACGUUACAACUAGCACUAGACAACUAGUAUAGCCAAGGAAUUAAUUCAAAUUACUAGUUCCUUAGUACUAGAUGUAAUGUCUUUGGUACACCCCGAUGACAUUAACGGUAAAACAUAUUUUUUAAAUCAAUGUCUAGUCUAAAACGAUUCAGCAGUAAUAAUGAUAAAUUAUUGUCGAAUUCUGAGAGACGAAAGAAGAUAAUCUUCGUCGAAGAUUACAGGCAGCGCACACACAAUUUAUCCAGAUCUAUCAAUGUCGAACCUAUUAGAAGAGACUACGUUUCCGAAGGGUACUGGGAGACGUUUUUGAGUUAUGAGGAUCCCGAAAAGGAUAUUAUGUCCGCUUUUCUCGUCCUAAGACAGGGUGAUCCAUCCGUAAGUAAAGACACCUCCUUGAUUUGCGAACUGCGCGUCUACGAAAACACCCUCCCUUUGAUACACGAGCACAGGAGAAAUCAGAACCAAAUAUUGGGCGACAAUUUGAUCGAUUGGGCGGAGAACAUAGUGAUAAACGAGCACGAAGGCGAAAAAAUCGCUGCAGUUACUACAGAACAAAGCAAACCGCUCUUCAAAAGACUCGGUUUCGACGUGGAGGAUGGGCAAUACUUGUACAAAAAUUUACUAUCAGAACAAUACAAAUGUUCUGUCGAUUACAUGGAUGGGCUAGAAUUAAAAUUCGGUAACAACCAAAACUUGAUCAAAGGCAUAUUAGAUCCCGAAGAAGAGGAAGAAGAUUGGAUGGACUAUUACGAUAAAGAAUACAAAUUGCACACAUAUACAAAAAAAUGAUGAAUAAAAAUGUAUAAAUUAAUUGAGUAAUC